Molecule: messenger RNA, 4503 nt
Organism: Impatiens glandulifera
Lineage: Eukaryota; Viridiplantae; Streptophyta; Magnoliopsida; Ericales; Balsaminaceae
Exons: 16
Coding region: 418-4203 (1261 amino acids)
Source: RefSeq, a predicted model, not a curated record
GAGAAGAAAAGAGAGAGAAAAGGGUUUUGUUUCAAUUGGGGGGCUCUAAAUUCUAUUGAAUUUGGACUCACCCGUCAUCGCCAAUUGUAGUAGUAUUGUAUGCCUAAUCCCCCCAAGUGUUAGUGUUAGGGGGACCCUCCCCAAUCAUACGCCGAUCUCUCUCCCUCUCUCUCUUUCUCUCUCACACGAAGCAGAAGAAGAAGAAUCUCCACGACAUCAAGAAAUUACUAUAAACAGAAAAAAAAGAAUCAGCCCGCCAUCGUUUUUACUCGUACGAAGCCUCAAAUCUUUACCGGUAAUUCCGUGCCGAUCCCUUCCUGGCAAUUGCCUUCUGGUUGUUUCUUUUCCGAUGAUUGAAACAAGGGUAGUAUAACCGUUUUUUUUCUCAGGGGAUAAUUCGACUGUGCAAUUUUAUUUAUGGCGGGGAAUGGAAAAUUUGACCUGGACUCGAGUACUGUAGAGCCUGGGUUCACUGGUAGCUAUAAAGGGAACCAUUCUGGCCCUACUUUGGAUAGGCCUGGAAGCUUUCGAGAAGGUGGUGAGAGUCGAUCAUUCCCAUCUGGAAACAAUACAUUUCGGUCAAGUAGGCAACAUAUAGGUGGCUCGUCCACUUCACUUCAAGGUCUGAUGCUCGAACCGAUGCCAAUGGAAGACCUUAAAAAGAACUCAUGUUCAGGUGAAUUAACGAGGGUUCUGAAUCUUGCUGGACUUGCCUCUGAAGAGAGUUCCCUUGUACCUGCUCAUUCUAGGCCUAUACGUUCUGCAGCUGUGGAGGCUCUGAAGCAGAGCAAAGUAACUUUUUCUGAGAUUAACAGCAAAGCUAGGGUUAGAGUAAAAAGGCUUAACGAGAACUUGCAUAAGUUGGAUAAGAUCUCUGAAGCUCCUAACACUAGGAAGCAGCAAAGGACUGAGCUGUCUACAAACGAACGAUCAAUUGGAUCAAACUUGAAGAUUGGUGCUCAGAUUAAUCGAAACUCUCUAGUAGACGACCGGGCUAAGAAUGGUGUUCUUAAUAAGCGAGUUCGCACGUCAAUGGCGGAAACCCAGACAGAAGCCCGUAGUAAUGGCAUAUCAAGACAGCCAAUGGCUGCGACAAAAAACCUGGACUUGCUUAAGGAUAGUGUUUCCCAACCUGAUACAGAAGAAAAGAUUAGGCCACUACCUGCUGGAGGAGAAGGUUGGCACCAAAAAAUGAGAAGAAAACGUUCAGUAAGCAAGGUUUUAACGAGAUCAUUGGAUAUCAAUGGAGAUCCGAAACGAUCUAUGCAUAAAAGUUUUUGCAAUGAAGGAGGUGGUUCACAAGGAAAUGGCUCCUUAAGAUCUGGUUUUUUUAAUGGUAACAGUGGCAGUCCUAAGAAGGGUAUCAUUUCUUCACCUGUAAUCUUGAAUACCUCUGCUGCUAUGCCCAAGCAUGAACAGGACACAGAUAAACUAAUAGUAAAAGGAAACAUUAUACGUGAGGAGAACCGCAUUGGCAAUACUAUCCCAGUAACGAAAACAAAGGCUUCAAGGGCUCCACGAGGUGGCCCUUCAGCAGCUGUAAGUAUAUCAACAAAUAUAAUUAGGUCUGGAGCACCUGAGAUCUGCAAGCAAUCCGCAAAUCUAAACAAGAUCCACACGUCAAGUGGGAGUAACAACAAAAAACGUUCUAUUCCCUCAGGAUCAACCUCAUCCAUGACUCAGUGGGGCGGACAGAGACCACAGAAGAUUUCUCGCACUCGACGGACUAAUGUAGUAUCCCCUGUUUCAAACCCUGAUGACACACAAGUAUCAGCUGAUGGUUAUUCACCUUCAAAUUUUGAAGCUAGAAUUAAUUCCAGUCGAGGCUUCAGAGAUGGGGCUAAUGGUAAACAUCAUCUCAAGAUGAAAGUAGAAAAUGCUUCUUCUCCUGCUAGAUUUUCUGAGGGUGAAGAAUCUGGUGCGGGGGGAAACAGAAUGAAAGAAAAAGGUACUUGUAUCAGUGGCAUAAAGGAAAAAGCAGGAACUACUUUCCCAAGUUUUGGGACUCUCACAAUGUUGGCAAAGAAAAAUAAAUCACCAAUAGAAGACAUUGGUGAUUGCGUACCGAGGCAAGGGAGGAAUGGGAGGGGCUCUCCGUUUUCCAAUUCUAGCACUUCACCAAUGAGAGAUAAGAUGGAGAAUGCUGCCACAGCUAAUCCCCUUAGAAGUGCACGGCCAAAUUCUGAUAAGAAUGGAAGUAAGACUGGACGCCCUCCAAAAAAACCAGUGGAUCGUAAAGGCCUUUACCGUAAAGGACAUAUUCCAAAUGGCGAUUCUCCAGAUAUCACUGGGGAAUCAGAUGAUGAUCAUGAAGAACUCUUAACAUCUGCUAGUUUUGCUAGUAACCCCAGUUAUCUUGUUGGUUCCAAUGCAUUCUGGAAGUAUAUGGAAAUAGGUUUUGCUCCAGUUAGCUCACAGGACAGUUCUUACUUGGCUCAACAGUUACAAGUUGAAGAAAAACUUAAUAAAAGUCUGCCUCAAAUGACUGGCCAUGACAGUAAUUAUUUGGAUGAUACAUAUGUGCCUGCUGCCUUUGUUUCUGGAGCAGUGGAAACUGAUGGAGUUAAACAAAAGGAGGAAGUCAACUCUAUUGGCUCAGUUGACUGGCUUAAAUUUAAAACUCCUCCUGAAAGAUCAGGCUCGGAAAAGGGAUCAAACAAACACACUCCAUUGUAUCAAAGGGUUUUAUCAGCUCUCAUUGCAGAAGAUGAAAUUGAAGAAAUUGAAGAAGGUGGUACAGAAAGAAAUGCUUUUUCCCAGUAUGCUGCACAUAGUCUAUCCUGUAAUGAACCUAGUAGGACAGAUGGAAAAGAAGGAAGAUAUCAGUUGCAUUUUGGUACUGAAAUGGAGAAACAAUCUGCAGCAAGCAUGUAUUUUUCCUAUGAUGGUGUUAAUGGUUCAGUGGGCCAGAAUCUUCCAUGCAGUGUGGACAAGUCGCAGGAGAAAAUUGGGUUUUCACGUGAAGUUGGGGGUUUAACUGGGUUUUGCAAAAAUUCUCUUGGCGGGUCCCCUUUUGCUCAUUCAAAUGGGUUUGGACAUUCUUACUCUGAUAAUGAAUACGAGCAGUUGUGCAUAGAAGACAAGAUUUUGCUGGAACUGCAUAAUGUUGGAAUAUAUCCAGAAACAGUGCCUGAUUUAGAUGACCAUGAUGAUGCAAGUAUCGUCGAAGAAACUAUUCAAUUCACCGAGGACUGUUAUAGGCAACAGGUUGUCACAACAAAAGAAUCCUUGGACAUACUAUAUGGGGCAGUUCUGCGAGGGAAAGAAGAGGAGAAGGGGGCACUUGAGCAAGUUGCAAUGGACAGACUCGUGGAGUUGGGGUACAAAAAACUCCAGGCUAGUGAAGGAAGCAAUGCGUCUAAAUCUGGGACCCCGAAGGUGUCUAAGCAUGUUGCUCUGGCUUUUGUCGAAAGGACUCUGGCUAGAUGCAGAGUAUUUGAAGAUUCAGGAGUAAGCUGCUUAAAUGAGAAACCGUUUCGGGAUGUUCUUUUUGCUGAACCUACUACUCCAUAUGAUGAGACUGAACCCGCCAACACUUUUGUCUCUACUCGCAGAUAUGCUGAACAACACGGUUCUAGUGGUAAUCUCAAUGGCGUGUCAUCAGAUUUAUUUGGGACAUCUCAGAAACCUGACAAGGGCUUAUCAAUUGGUGUACCAAAUCAACAUAGAGGGAAGAAGAGGGACAUACCGCUUGAUGAUGUCAGUGGUGGUGGUGGUGCUUCUGCUUUUGGAGCCAAGAGAAAAAGAAAUGAGAAGGAAACGUCUAAUGGAUUUGCUACGUCGAAAAAUGACCAUUUGAGUACCUGUAGUAAUGGAGAUGUCAAAACAAAAACAAAUCCCAAGCAGAAGACAACAAGGCAGCUGUCCUCAGCUGGAAAUGCAUUUGUUAAUAAUAAGUCGACAGAAACCAACCGGAAAAAAGAGGGUGGCCGCAAUAAUAAUCUUGAAAAAUCAUCAGCAGCAGCAACAAAAGCUGUUGAAGAAGAAGAAGAACCGUUGGAUCUGGCAAACUUUCCACUCCCAGAAAUGGACACAAUAGACGAGCUGGGUGCAGGGGGGAUAGAUAUGGGUGGUGGUGGGCAGCAAGAUUUGGCUUCAUGGCUGAAUUUUGAUGAUACUGGCUUACAAGAAGAAGACCAAGACUUUUCCAUGGAGGGACUUCAAAUACCUAUGGAUGAUAUUGCUGGUUUGAAUAUGUUUUGAUCGCCUGCUGAAUGUGUAAAUUCUUGCUAGUUACUUUUUUUUUUGGUUCAGAAAAGCUUUUUAUUCUACUUGUUUAGGAGAAAUUGUCCAGUCUUCUCAUUUCACCAGAAAAAUGCCAAAUGGCAUUAUUUGUAAUUAUUUUAAUUUCUUUAAUGUAUUUUUCUUCUUUUAUACAGUUCUACAGAUAAAAGAAAAAAAUUUAUUUACUAUUGAUUUUACUGUUUAAGAAUUUCCUCAAUGAAUCACAGCUAGCUGCUUAAGGGGAAAUGGAGGGGCUUUAUCCUAUUAUUAUUGUUACCA